This is a messenger RNA of Phytomonas sp. Hart1, 1311 nucleotides long. The record is from the annotation of a GenBank genome assembly. NCBI's taxonomy places the organism in Eukaryota, Euglenozoa, Kinetoplastea, Trypanosomatida, Trypanosomatidae.
AUAUAUCUUGAUAUAGAAAUGUUACACACUCAUCAAUUGCGUAUUCACACAUGAUUAUAGCGCAUAUAUGUGUAGAUUUUCAAAGAAAUAAAAAUGCUUCCCAAACUUAUCAACUAAAAAAAGUCUGGUGAAGCAAGUUAAAAUUAGAUCAUAAAAUACACAAAAUUGAAUACUCUUAGCAAUGUCUAAAGAAUAAAGAGUGUAGAAAAAGCUUUUCGAUUUAUAGUAUUAUUUUAGUGUCUUGCUCAUAUACAUUUUUCACACAUCAUUUAUUUUGUAUCGAUAUACCGAUAGAGGUAGAAUCUUUUGAUUACUACAAUUUAACGUUUCCUUUCAUUCAAACAUAUUAGUAUUUCUCUGUGUUUAUUCAGAUUUGUCACUUUGUAUUUCAAAAAAUGGAAGAUACAGCUCUAUGCUAAUGAAUAUUCAACUUUUUGAAAUUUUGGGUUUAUUUCAUUUCUAUCCUAAAGGAGAGUAGAUAAAGGGAAAACUCUUUUCUAGAAACCACAAUGGUAAAGAUAAAGAGCCAGUCUUCGAUCAGCAUCCCCGAGGGCGUCUCGGUGGAGUUCAAGAACCGCAUUUUGACCGUCAAGGGCCCUCGCGGCACUCUUACGCGAGACUUCCGCUACCUCCAGCUUGACUUCCGUGUAGAUAACGUGAAGCGCACCUUCACCGUGAUUCGCUGGUUCGGCUCCAAAAUCCCGAUCGCGUGCAUCAACACAACCCUCUCCCACGUGCGCAAUCUCAUCUGCGGCGUCACCAAGGGCUUCCGCUUUAAGAUCCGCAGCGCCUACGCGCACUUUCCUAUCAACAUCAACGUCGAAGGCCAGAAUAUCGAAAUUCGGAACUUUCUGGGGGAAAAACGCGUGCGCCGAGUGCUUCUCCCGGACUCCAUCAAAGUCUACCAAACCGACCCGUCUAAGGUCAAGGAUGAACUAGUGCUUGAAGGGAACGAUCUCGAGCAGGUCUCCCGCGAGGCCGCCGUCCUCCACCAGUUGUGCGCGGUCAAGAAGAAGGAUAUCCGUAAGUUCUUGGACGGUAUCUACGUCCAGACGAAGACGAAUGUGGAGGUUUCGGCUUAGAGUAGGCGAUUGAAGGCAAGUAAGGUGAACUCUCAUGGAUGUGUUUCCUCUCUCCUUUCCCAUUACCAAAAUUUCUCCAUUCUUUUCCUCAUUCGAAUGUUUUUUUGGGCUAAAAAAGGAUUCUUUCUUAAUUCUCAAAGGUGCCACCCGUACAUGGUUUGUACCCGAUCAUGACUUGUGUGCGUGGUAAGCACCUAUGAGUAAUUUAGGGGGCUCUAUACUUCUUUUA